AUGUGUGGCAGCCCAAAUCGGCACAAAGCUAUCACAUCUGUAGCCCUACAAUGGACACGUAAAGCUGAAGAACUCAUUGAUGUUGACACUAAGAAAGAGAAAUGCUUUAAUGACUUAUGUCUUAAUUGCUGGCAUCAAUAUCAGAAAGGCAAAGACUUGGCAAAGCGGACUCUAGAUAUUGACAAACUUCUAAAUAGAUGUAACUCUGACAUAGUAGCAAGUCCAAUUGAUCUUCCAGGUAUAAAAUACCGUUGCUUACCAAAUUUCAUGCAUUUUGAGAGUAGAAAGUCAACAUUUGAAGAACUUAAAAAGGCACUAGAAAAUGAAGAAAACAGUAUGCUUGGAUUGCAAGGCUUAGGAGGAACUGGCAAAACCUCCAUGGCAACAGAAGUGGGCGCUGAGUUAGAAGGAUCCACAUUUGGAAAAGUCAUCUUUCUUGUGGUCUCUAAGCUUCCAGAUUUCAAAAAGCUUCGAGGUGAAAUUGCUAGGAAUUUGGAUUUGAAAUUAGAGAAUGGACUGGAAGAAGUACCCUAUGACAAAAUAUUGACCAAAAUCAAAGCAUUAAAAGAAAGACUUCUUAUAGUACUAGAUGAUGUGUGGACAGAGUUUGAUCCCACAAAAGAGUUGGGGAUUCCUCCUCCCCACCUACACAAGGGUUGUACUAUAUUGAUAACCACCCGGAUUAAUGAGAUUUGUACAAAAAUGGAUUGCCAAAGUCACAUUCAUCUAGAUGCAUUGACUAAGAAGGAAGCAUUGUCUCUUUUCCUCGAGCAUACUAGAAGUUCCUCUAAUUUGGAGAUUUUGGCACAAAAUAUUGUGGAGCACUGCCAUGGAGUACCAGUUGUAAUUGUUGCUGUAGCAAGAUCAUUAAAAGGUCGACCUUCUAUAGUUUGGAAGGAAGCCUUGAGGAACUUGCAAAGCGGUGAGCCAAUAUUUAAGGUUCGUGAUUAUGAUUUAAAGGGGGUCUAUGAAGGUUUGAAGUUGAGCUAUGAUAAUUUGAAAAAUGAAAAAGCCAAAAAGCUCUUGUUGAUAUCUUCCCUAUUCCCUGAAGAUUUUGAGAUCCCUAUGGAGUUUUUAAUCAGAAUUGGUGCAGGAAUGGGCCCUUUUUGGGAAGUUGAUGACUACAAUGAAAGAAGAAGAAAAGUAAUUGAUGCUAUAGUGGAACUCCUAGAUUCUUCUUUAUUAUUGAAUGCAGAGAGGGAAUGUGUAAAGAUGCAUGAUUUGGUUCAUGAAGUAGCCUUAUUGAUAGGAGAAAAGGAUGUUCAAUCUGUCAUUGAAUCUAAACCACCUAAAGAGGGCUUGCAAUGUUUAUUUUGGAAAAGCGAUUGUUUUCCAAGGCACUUUGAUGGUAGAAACCUUGAGGUUUUACUUUGGGUUCUAGAUAACUCAAAGGAUUUGGAAGUCCCUGAUACAUUCUUCAAAGUGAUGAAAAAGCUCAAAGUUUGGUUUCUAUGGAGUAAAGCUCAAUUUCGAAUUUCAGCUCCAUCACUACUUUCGUCAAUUCAGUCAUUACAAAAUAUUCGAACUCUCCAAAUAGGAAAUUUUGAAUUAUGCAAUAGCAUCUCUAUGUUGGGAAGGUUGCCAAAUCUUGAGAGUCUAUGGUUCGAUAAUUGUUCAAUUAUUAAAUCACCUGAAGAAAAUUUUGAGCUAGAGAAGUUGAGAUUCUUAAGGAUAGAAAAUUGUGAUAUCAAUAUGAGUAAUCCUUUUGAAGUGAUUGAAGCAUGCCCAAAGCUAGAGGAGUUGACUUUUUUGAGUAAUGAGUAUGAUAAGGAGGAAAUAGAACCUACAAUUUCUCAUAAAGCAUCUUUUCAUACGUUACAGACAUAUCACAUAUCUUGUGAUGGUCAGGAUGAAUUUUUAGAUUAUUUUGAGCAAUGUGGUUCCCUAUCAAGAUGCUUUAAGCCAAAUAAUUUAAGGCAUUUAAUCUCUGAGGCAACAUUUGAGCAACUUGCAAGAACAGCUGAGCUUCUUAGCUUUAGUGGGUAUAGAGUAACAAAACAGAAAAAUCUUGUCCCUGACAUUGUUCUAGUAGACAACAGAGGCAUGACUGACUUGAUCAUUCUUCAAUUGGAUUCUUGGCCUGACAUGCAAUGUCUCAUUGAUGCUGUGAACAAUCACCUUGAUGUGAAGAAUGCUUUUUCCAAUUUAGUUGGACUAUAUCUUUCUGAAAUGGGACUAAGCAAUAUAUUAUUCAAUGGCCACUAUAACCUGUGUCAUCUGAAGACCUUGAAACUGAACGAGUGUCCAAAGCUGACGUCAAUUUUCCUCCCAUCCACUGCUCAAAGUCUUUUGCAGUUAGAAGAGUUGAAUAUUGAGAGAUGUGAUGCAUUGGAAUGCAUUCUAGAAGAUAAGAGUUCAAGAGGGAAAAUAGCCAGUGGUGAUGUUGACAAUGAUCAAAAGAGCUACGACACUCUGUUUCCAAAGUUUAAAAUUCUUGAAAUUGAUAGUUGUGACAAUUUAGAAAUAAUAUUGCCAAUCCUUCUCGGUGGAUGGCCUCUGGAAAGAAUAACCAUAUUGAAGUGCAAGAAGUUGAAAUAUAUAUUUGAUAAGUUCCAAGAGGUCAAUGUUAUGCUCCCCACCCUGGAAAGCAUGGAACUUUAUGAACUACCAAGUUUGGUUGGUGUUUUCAGGGAGUAUGAAAAAUGCAUCUCUUUGUCACCGCAACGGCCAGCACCCACACCUCUAAGCACCAAGACACGCUCUUUCUCUUGGGCUCAAGUAUGUUGUUUCAAAUCAAAGGCCACAAGUAAAGAGGCUGAUGGUGCUGUUUCUACAGGGACAUUGCUUGAUGAAGGAAUCCCACAGGGAUUACUUGCAUCAAAGAAAUGGAUUGAUACUGCUCCUACCCUUGGGAGACAACUAGCACUCCAUGUUGUUGGUCAUAUCAGGAAGAUGAAUCUUGUAUCUCUCUCUUCAAAUUCAGUAUCAACUUUGUUCACUUUAUCCAUGGCAUCAGUGAUAUCAUGGGAAGAAUUGACAAUCAUCGGUUAUGAUGGGCUGAAGCAAUUGGUAACAAGCGAGGAUGAUGAUUAUAAAGAUCAAAUUAAUUGCAGUUCUAUUUUCCCAAAGCUACGGAUACUUCAUAUCUCAGAGUGCAAGGACUUGGAAUUUUUAUUUCUGUCUGCAAUAUCUGUGGAAAUUAAGAAUUUAAAGUUCUUGACUAUUGGUGGUGCUCCUCAGCUAACAUAUCUCAUUGAGAAAUACCAGCAUCAGCAUCGUUUAUCUAAUCAAAAUCAGAAUGACGAGUGGCACUUCGAUCUCCCUGCUUUGGAGGUCCUCUGUUUAGAGAGAGCACCUAAGUUCACCAGCAUUGGUCCAAUGAAUUAUAAAAUGGUGUCACUAUCACUACAACACGUUUGUUCAGACAAAGCACAACUGAAUUCGAAUGCCACAAAGGGAUUAUUUGCAUCAAAGAAAUGGAUUGAUACUGCUCCUCCGCUUAGGAGGCAACUAGCACUCCAUGUUGUUGGUCAUAUCAGGAAGAUGAAACUUGAAUCUCUCUCUUCAAAUUCAGUAUCAACUUUGUUCACUUUAUCCAUGGCAUCAGUGAUAUCAUGGGAAGAAUUGACAAUCAUCGGUUAUGAUGGGCUGAAACAAUUGGUAACAAGCGAGGAUGAUGAUUAUAAAGAUCAAAUUAAUUGCAGUUCUAUUUUCCCAAAGUUACAGAAACUUCAUAUCUCAGAGUGCAAGGACUUGGAAUUUUUAUUUCUGUCUGCAAUAUCUGUAGAAAUUAAGAAUUUAAAGUUCUUGACUAUUGGUGAUGCUCCUCAGCUAACAUAUCUCAUUGAGAAAUACCAGCAUCAGCAUCGUUUAUCUAAUCAAAAUCAGAAUGACGAGUGGCACUUCGAUCUCCGUGCUUUGGAGGUCCUCUGUUUAGAGAGAGCACCUAAGUUCACUAGCAUUGGUCCCAUGAAUUAUGAAAUGGUGUCACCAUCUCUACAAAAUGUUUGUUCAGAUAAAGCACAACUGGAUUUGAAUACCACAAAGGAGGCACCAACUCAUACAAGUCCCAACCUCGAUGUUCUUCCUACAAGAGACAACACUUAUGCAAGUGCCAAAAGUUUUGAAGAGAAAGAAGAAGAAGAAGAAGAUGAUGCUCAAGUUUCUGACAAAUCCCUCGGCCAUGCCAUUGUCUCAAGUGGAAGUGAUAAUUUAAGAGUUGACCCAGAAACUACAACUACUCAACUUUCUGAUCACUCUCAAAAUCAAGAUUCUGAAGUUAGGGAAGAGGCAGAGCAGAAUCUUUCUCCCCAUUUAAAUGGAAGACAAGCCAUGGAACCACAACAAUCCACAAUUGGUUCUUUAAAUUUCACAAUAAAUGACAAAGAAGAGAAUCCAAGUGUUCUGAAUACAACUGAUUCACAAAAGGCAUCUUUAAAAGUUGAGCUGGGUGCCAAAGAGAAGAAAGAAACAAUCAUGAUGGAACCACAAUCACGACAAGAAACGACAAUAGAUGAUGUACAAUCUCAUGAGAAAGAGGAAGAGGGAAGAGAAGGUGGCUUGAUAACUUUACUGCAUCAUCAAAGCGAGGUAAAAGUAAAGAGAUCUUUAUUGAAGGAGAAGCCGGAGACUUUCGUUCAUGAUGGGACAAAGUCAAAUGUUGUUGAGGAUACAAAGUUGUCAUUGUCACCAUUUUCUAUACCUAUAGAGAUGAUGCCUUCUCUUCUGGAAGCCAAUAAUCAAGCUUCAACUAUUUCUGGAGUACAAGAAAUAGUCGAUAUGAUGAAGUUGGAGGGUUUUGAGCAUUUAAUAUUUGCAAAGGCACUUGAGACUCGCCCACAACUUCGGCUCUCUACAAAAGAUCGAAGCGCUCGAGUGUUACACAUGUCCUACAGGGUAUUGCUUGAUAUCUUGAACAUUCUAACCACCAGGACUCCUUUCACUAUCACCGAGGCAGACAAGAGGAUGCUAGCUGAGCAUUUGAAGGAUGCUUAUCUUUUGGGUUUUGACAAGGAUUGGAUUGAGUCUAUAAAGAAUAAGGUUUUUUAUGGUGAGAUAUGUAAAGUUGAUAGCAUCCAAAAUGUUCUAGAGGGUUUAGACAAUGAUCUGCGGAGCAAUGAGGCAAUGCUUGAAGCUAUUCGUGAUGAGGAAAUUGAGGCUGCAAGAGUGGCACAGGUGGCUCAACAAGAGCAUGCCAAUGUUAUGGCUCGUCAUGCUCAUCUUUUAAAAGAACGUCAAGAUAUCAUAGAACGAAGGCAACAAUGUUGGGAGAUAAUUGCUGCUAAACAUAGGCCUUUUGGAUUUUAG
Messenger RNA from Neltuma alba, 5247 nucleotides. RefSeq lists its product as uncharacterized. Bases 1 to 5247 code for a protein of 1748 amino acids. The transcript is spliced from 9 exons. Gene Ontology annotation, molecular function: ADP binding. The record is from RefSeq and is a predicted model, not a curated record. Lineage: Eukaryota; Viridiplantae; Streptophyta; Magnoliopsida; Fabales; Fabaceae.